Molecule: messenger RNA, 3929 nt
Organism: Doryrhamphus excisus (bluestripe pipefish)
Lineage: Eukaryota; Metazoa; Chordata; Actinopteri; Syngnathiformes; Syngnathidae
Source: RefSeq, a predicted model, not a curated record
AUUAAGUAUGUGAUGGUGUGGAUGAUCAACCCUCAACCUCGCUAUUCCUCUGAUACACAACAAUGCAUGGUUACGAGUCUUUACUCACUUACUCUGCAGAUACCUAUUACAGCUGGGACAGGAUGCGCGGGAGUAGUGUAGCAGGGACACGGGAGGGUAGACACAUAGGAGGGACCGAGGGUGUGUGGACUGUUAUCACCUUAAAAGUUGCUUUUCCUCUGGUGACUGCUUGAUUCAGAAAGAGUAAUACUGAAAGAGGAAAGAGGCUGAUUUUUUUACCAUCUCCUUGGCUAUCACUUAUUUUUCUGUUCUUGUCCUUGCAUCUCUUUCCUUCCUGUUUGUCAUCAUCUGUUCCUCUUCUGCAUACUCUGAUGGGAGAACUCAGCAGCUAUGCUAUUGUUCUGCUUGUCUAAAGAGGGAAGGUGAAAGUUUUCUACUGACCGCAGUUCUUCUUCUUCCUGAAAUUCCAGCAGACUAGGCACAAUGCGUAUCUCUGUGUUGAACAUCUACAGCCCGGGCUGAGAAGAAGAUGAGGGGAAUAAGUUAUCUACAGUGAAUGAGUUCCAUCUAUCGGCCAUAAUUCAGGCCUCUGUGUUGGGCUGUAAGAGUGCAACAACAGCAUAGGACACGACCAGGCAAGCUGGCAACAGGUCUUGUGGAAGUCAUGACUGAGAUGGCUUCCUCUGAUGGAACAAAGGAGGGAAUGUCUGCAAAUGGAGAAGCUUCAUCCAGUGAAAGGGAGACUAAUAUACUGGAAGAUGAGGAUACAGGAGAUGGCAUGGCAGCUCCUUCUUCAGGCAUGGAGAAUAACAUUUGCUCCUUUGAGCACCCUGACGAGCACAUGACAUCAGCUCAUGCUGUCCACUCCACUCACACCAGGAUUCAGCUGUAAAUGGAAACUGAAAAUAACUUAACAUUAAAUGGAGAAUACAGCUCAGACAGAGUGCUAAAUGAGAAGCUGUCACCUUUGCUGGCUCUUCAUACACCGACCAGAGACAUCAGCAGCCAGAAACCGGUGGAGAGAGGUCUGCUGGAUGAGGGUUACACAUCAGACACAAUGAACUCAACUUUUUCCAAAAAUACUUGUCAAGAAGAUGAGUUGGCCUCAUUAUCUACGGACAUAGAUGACUCAAUAGAACAGUUGAACCAACUGAUUUUAGAUUUGGACCCUGCCUUUGUUCCUGUUCCUACUGGCUGUCCCCCUAUGUGUCGAGCCACCUCCCUCAACAGCAGCAGCCUCAGUGAUAAAGGAAAUACUCAUGGAACUGGCUGGAAGCGGCAGAAGCAGGUCAGCGACGUGACUGACUACUCUAGUCUUUGGAUGCUAAAACCUGGUUGGCAUGGUCCAGGAUCAAGAGGGGGAGGGGAUUCCUUGAUCAACAGUCCCCCUUUCUUAAUGUCACAGCACAACAACAGUGGACCAAGCAAAAGCUCUGAAUUUGUCCCAUCGACUCCAGCCUUCCCAGUGUCUCCGCCAACACCUUAUGUGGAACACUUUUCUGAAUUUUCUCAUGUCAAGACUGGUGGCCAGUGGGGAAAAGACAACUGGACACAAGAUUCUCGAUGUUUCCUGGACAGUGGAAACCACACAGGAAAUUCUAUUGAUGGAGAGCUAUUCAGAUCAGACAUGUCUGCGAGUUCUGCUUCCUGUCCGCGGAUAUUUGGUUCCAUGUGUUCUGUGUCAUCAAGCAGCCCCCUCCCACACUCAGACAGCUGCAAGCCGUCUCCUGUGUGGCACCAGCAAACUCCAAACUCCUCGCAGCCCUCAACUCCGACCAAGCGCAGCACACCCAAUGCCCACAGUUCUCCUCGGGGGGCGCUUAAAGGCAGGAAUCCAGAAAUCCACAUGGAGACAGACACCACAGAUUUUUCUUCAUUAUUGAUGCUAAAUGGCAACCUGGAGCACAGCCUCCUGGAAGCCAUGGGGGACCUCAGGGACUUGAGCCUCGGUGGCGAAGCGGAUGCCCCUCCACUGUUGCCUGAAAAGGGGAGAGGGGGUUACGGUGGUGAGCUUGGCUACUGCUCGCCUUCUCUGAGCGGGUGUUCAAGUCCUCACAGCGGAAGCUGUGUCAGCAUACCUUUGACGUCACUGACCUCUGACCUCCACAAGGGUCUAAGCGGGGCCCCAUCAAGCGGAACAGAGUUUGGCACUAAGCAGGACACUGUGAAAUUUGUUCAAGACACUUCUAAGUUCUGGUACAAGCCUGACAUUUCCAGAGACCAGGCUAUUUCAGUGUUAAAAGAUAAAGAAGCAGGUUCUUUCAUUGUAAGAGACAGUCAUUCAUUCCGCGGGGCAUAUGGAUUGGCUAUGAAGGUAGCCAUACCCCCUCCAUCUGUGUUGCACAGUACACACAGUAAAAAAGUUGGAGAUCUUUCCAAUGAACUAGUUCGACAUUUUCUGAUCGAGUGCACACAGAAAGGAGUUCGUCUGAAAGGCUGCCCCAAUGAGCCGUACUUUGGAAGUCUCACUGCUCUGGUGUGUCAACACUCCAUCACACCUCUCGCUCUGCCCUGCAAACUCAUCCUGCCCGACAGAGACCCAUUGGAGGAGCUUAGUGAAUCUUCUGUAAAGACGGCAACAAACUCAGCAGCUGAGCUUUUAAAGCAAGGGGCAGCAUGUAAUGUGUGGUACCUGGGCUCUGUGGAAUUGGAGUCUCUCACGGGACACCAAGCAGUUCAGAAAGCGACCACGCUGACACUCGCCAUGGACCCCCCAUCAGCCUCAACUGUUGUGCACUUUAAGGUGUCAGCACAGGGAAUCACACUCACAGACAACCACAGGAAGUUGUUCUUCAGAAGACACUACGUAGUCAAUACAGUCAUCUUCUGUUCUCUGGACCCGCAGGGCAGAAGAUGGACAAGAGGCAGCAGUUCUACAGCAAAGAUCUUUGGGUUUGUGGCAAGGAAAUCUCAGAGCGAGACUGAAAAUAUUUGCCAUCUCUUUGCUGAACACGACCCAGAGCAGCCAGCGAGUGCGAUUGUCAACUUUGUCUCAAAGGUCAUGAUUGGGUCACACAAGAAGUGAGGCAAAUUGAAGUUGAGUUACCACACCAACUGACCGAUAUUGAAAUGGUGAGUUCAUAAAUCAAAACCUGAAAUCACAUGCGGUUCAAAUGCUCAAGCAAAGACUCUGCAACACCGCUAUAGGUUUGUGCUGUUGACACUAGAAGGUGCUAACGUUCUCUUAACGCAUCCAUAACUGCUGAAAGAAUGAAACACACUAUAGCGCUUUUUCCACAGAGGAUUUAUUGUGAAAAUGUGAUAUUACACGUUUUUUGUUUCUCCCGUGUUUUUUUUUCUCAUUGAUACAGCAGCAUUUUUAUUAUAGAUUCCAUUUUUUAUUGGAAAAAGGUUUAACUUAACUUUUAAAAGUAUAUUUUAAACAUUAAGUGUACAUUAUAAGACAUUUUGCUACCUUGUAUGUUGGAUGGAAUAUGUGCCAUUUUGAUGUUUCCCACACUAUGUAUCCAUUUAUUCAGAUGUAUAGAAGUAUUUUUCCCAAAUAUACUUCAUGUGUGCCAGAAACUGUAUUGUUGUAUAUUAACACAUGUUGUACAUUGUCAUAAAAAAACAGUGUACCUCAGGAUUUCUACUAUUAUGUCAUAUUUUUUUAAGUAAUCUGAUUUUUAUUUGAUGUGUAUGAUUUUUGAAUGGAACAUUUUUAUAUCGCUCUGGAAAACAAAUAAUUUUAAACCCCGGGUUUAAGAGGUUAAGAAGAAUUGAACUUGCAGUGGUCUCCCUCUUUUUCAGAGCUGUACAAUUGUUAACAUAUUUCCCAAAAACAACAGUUUUCAGUCAAAGUAUUUCUACCUUGGAAUGUCAUUAAAGACAAAAGUUGAUUGGCUGUCCAAUGGCGUUACGUCUUGAAAAAAGAAUAUUCUCUUCUAUGACAAAUGUACAAAUGUACAAAAAUAAAAAUCUGAUUUGCA